This is a messenger RNA of Chlamydomonas reinhardtii, 2015 nucleotides long. RefSeq lists its product as uncharacterized. The coding region runs from base 118 to 1518 and encodes 466 amino acids. Gene Ontology annotation, cellular component: COP9 signalosome. NCBI's taxonomy places the organism in Eukaryota, Viridiplantae, Chlorophyta, Chlorophyceae, Chlamydomonadales, Chlamydomonadaceae. The record is from RefSeq and is a predicted model, not a curated record. The transcript is spliced from 11 exons.
GGAGAUAACGCAGCUGGUUGCAAAAAAACGUUUGGCUCGCUUAUCGGACCUCCCCACAACACCAACAUCUGGACCGCUCGCCGUAGACGGCCGGCUUAGGCCGCCGUGAGCUCAGCUAUGGCAUCUAGCAUGGAGGAGGACAACCAGCCGGUCGCUGCUGAGGCCGGCUCGUCGUUCGACCUCGAGGCCUACAUCGCCAACUAUACUGGGCAUGCGAAAGUCGACCGGCUCCUGUUUAUCGCGGAGCGGAGCUCGGGCAAGCCCCUGGAGUUAGAGGCACUGCGCAUGGCUCAUGAUGAGCUGAAAAAGACGGAGAACACGGCCCGCUAUCAGGAGGUGGUGGCACGCAUUGACGGGCGGCUGGGGUCAGCCUACACGCCAGACAGGGCUUGGGUGGAGAACACCGAGCGGCGGUCUGCGCAGAAGGGCGAGCGUCUGGAGUCGGAGCUGCAGAGCUUCAAGGCGGCGCUGAUGAAAGAGAGCAUCCGCAUGGGCCACUCUGACCUGGGGGACUGGGCGUACGAGCGGGGGGACCUGCAGACUGCGUUCAAGUGCUACGUGCGCACGCGCGACUACUGCACCACGUCCCGCCACGUGGUGGCCAUGUGCCUGGCCGUCAUCCGCACCGCCCUGGAGCUGGGCAACUUCGUGCACGUGGCCAACUACGUGGGCAAGGCGGAGGCGACUCCCGACGUGUCCAACGACUCGGUCACCAUGGCCAAGCUGCGUGCGGCCAGCGGCAUCAACCUGCUGCACAGCCGCAAGUACAAGCAGGCCGCGCGCAAGUUCUGCGAGGUGUCCCCGGACCUGGGCACCAGCUACAGCGACGUGCUGGCGCUGCACGACGUGGCGGUGUACGGCAGCCUGUGCGCGCUGGCCAGCCUGGACAGGUCGGAGCUGCGCAGCCGCGUCAUCGCCAACAUCGGGUUCAGGGAGGUGCUGGAGCUGGCGCCGGAGAUGCGCGAGCUGGUGCACGCCUUCUACAACAGCCAGUACGCGGCGGCGCUGCGGCUGCUGGAGGGACUCAAGCCCGCAUUGCUGCUGGACAUGCACGUGGCGGAGCACGUGCCUGCCCUGUACGCCGCCAUCCGGCAUCGGGCUCUGUGCCAGUACGUGCAGCCGUUCAGCAGUGUGGACCUGGCGGUCAUGGCGGCGGCGCUCAACACGCCGGUGGCCGAGCUGGAGAAGCAGCUCGCGGGGCUGAUCAUGGACGGAGCCAUCUCGGCGCGCAUCGACUCGGCAACCAAGGUGCUGUACGCCAGCAAGGCCGACGCGCGCGUGACCACCUUCCAGCGCGUACUGGCUGCGGGCGAGGCCUACUGCCGUGACACGCGCGCACUGCUGCUGCGCGCCAACCUGGUGCAGCACGACUUCAUGCAGGCGGGGCUAGGCGGGGCGGGCGGAGGUGGCGGGCGCGGGCGGAAGGACCGGCUGGAGCGGGGGCUGUACGACAUGGGCAUGGGCGGCGGCGGCGGCCUCAUGUACGGCAUGGGCAGGUCCAUGGGCGUGCUCAUCUGAGCAGAAGGGGGAAUACAGAGGGGGGUGUACGGUAUGUGUAUGGUGGCACGCUCACCGGGGUGAUGGUCACGUUGACGUUUCAACGGCAUGUCCAUGCUGUUGCUGUGAAGGGUUAUUGAGGGCCGCUUGCGCAGGGCUGCAUGCGUUAAUUGUGCGAGUAGAUAAAGUGUUCUUCACUUGCUGCGGCUAUAGUUCAUGGAUGCGCACCGGCCUGGCACCGCAAAAGUGCCGUUUGAUGUCAAGUGAGACUAGCUGAGGCAUAUGGACUGCAGGUUGCAAAGGAUGCUGGGCAGGUUGGCGGCAAUGUCGGCAGCAUGCUGGCACAUACUUGGCACAGGUCGUAACAACAGUCAAAGAAUCACACGGCACCGUCAAUUCAUGCUUACCGGUGCACAAGGACGGCGAAUGUGCCAACCUGGGAGUCACAGUGUGGCACGCCUGCUUUAUGGUGCUCUCGUGCUGCCGACAUUGCCACCCAUCCCUAUGCAACAUGCAUC